Messenger RNA from Bombus huntii, 1425 nucleotides. Its product is annotated as histone H3.3A. The coding region runs from base 176 to 586 and encodes 136 amino acids. Gene Ontology annotation, molecular function: structural constituent of chromatin; DNA binding; protein heterodimerization activity. NCBI's taxonomy places the organism in Eukaryota, Metazoa, Arthropoda, Insecta, Hymenoptera, Apidae. The transcript is spliced from 3 exons. Gene Ontology annotation, cellular component: nucleosome. The record is from RefSeq and is a predicted model, not a curated record.
UGUUACGAAAUAACAGCCAAUCCUGUGUAUCUGAAUACGGUGCUGCCGCCUAUCUUUUACAAAACCAAACUACGUUUCUGAAAAAGCAUUAACCGACACAUAAGUCUAUUACCCGUAGAACGAAGGAGUUUGGUGGAGGUCCUGUAUAAUAAACCGAUUGAAUAGCAGGUGAGCAAUGGCGCGUACCAAGCAAACUGCACGUAAGUCAACAGGAGGUAAAGCUCCCAGGAAGCAACUUGCAACUAAAGCUGCACGUAAAAGUGCACCAUCUACGGGAGGUGUAAAAAAACCACAUCGUUACAGGCCUGGUACUGUAGCUCUCAGAGAAAUCAGAAGAUACCAGAAAUCGACUGAGCUAUUGAUCAGAAAAUUACCAUUUCAACGUUUAGUUCGUGAAAUUGCACAGGAUUUCAAGACAGAUUUGCGAUUCCAGAGUGCUGCAAUUGGAGCAUUGCAAGAAGCUUCUGAAGCAUAUUUAGUUGGAUUGUUUGAAGACACAAACUUAUGUGCAAUUCACGCUAAACGCGUUACGAUAAUGCCUAAAGAUAUUCAAUUGGCCAGACGAAUUCGCGGUGAACGCGCUUAAAUUGUUCAUAUUUCAGAUUCUUUAAUGUCUUUCUUUUUUCAAAUUCAUAUUGUUUUCAUAUUUGAAUGUUCUUAAAAUCAAAUUCAUUGUAGCUUAGUUUCUUUCUUAUAAGCCAUUAUAAUAACUAAGUAAUUACACUGCCAAGUUCUAUAAGCUCUGAUAUGCAGAGAUUAAGGAUAUGUAACCAUCAUCAUAUCAAAUAGUUUAGCCGAAAACAUAUAUCAUUUAAAUAUAAACGAUAUACGGAAGGCACAAAGCGGAGUAUGUAGCUCAUAACAAAUAGUAAUAGUACUUUGCAUAAUUCAUAUUUUAUUAUUAUAUAUAACAAUAAGUAACGUACGCGAUACAUAAGCAGUAUAACAAUAUGUAGAUUUGAUAUUUUAUAGAAAAAGUCAGUUAUAUUCGCUACCGUAUUUACUUCGUGGUUAAUACACUUUCUAUAUACAAUUUUCUAUAUUGAUGUUAAGUUAGAUCAUAAAUUAAAUUAAAUUUAUAAUAUAUAAUAUAGUUAUUAUGUGCAAGUAAAUAUAUGUAGUAACAUUUCACGAAGAAAAGUCAAGUGCUAUUGGAUUAUGUAUGAGAAGUGUCAUGUUAUCUACAUGUUGUUAAUUGUAUUUACAUGAUUAGGUUAUCAAAAUUGAUUUGCACGUAUAUACCUCAUUUUUAUAAAUUAACAAAUCUAUCACCAUAAAAUUACAUGUCAUUAUUAAUUAGGUUAUUAUUUUAAUAAUUAUAAUGAUAGUAAUAAAAAAACGCAAUUCAUAACACUAAAUUAAUGUAAAUGAUCUAUAAAAUUUUUUAAUAAACUUAACUUUAAUUGUUUUCCUGACGAAAUGAAA